UUGAAUCAAAUUUUCUUGUGAUGAAAUUUUUAUUUGUGUAACAUUUCCUAGGUGUUGAUGUGAAAAUUAUAUAGAUAUAAACGAAUUACGACUACUGACUGAGCAUCAUUUGAUAUUUUUUCUCAUAUGACUAAUCAAGUCAAAUAAGAAAAGAUUUGUUUGAAAUUGGUUGAAAUUAUUAUGCUAAUAUAUGCCUCAAGCAGCAAUAUCAUUCAAGUAGGACAUAAGUUAAUUCGUAAUUACCGUAUUUUACAUAUAAGCGAUAUGUUUUUUAAAUAAAUUCUGUAAUGAUAUACAAUCUCUAGAGAGCAUUCAUAUAUAAUUGUAUGACCAAAUUAAUAUCAGCAAAUGUUAUUUUUUUUUAUUCGCAUAUCAUUAAUCAUGCUCACUAAUUAGUGCAAAAAGAAUGUGCAAAUAAUAGCGGAAGUACAUAUAAUCACACUAAUGGCGCAACUCCUUUAUACACUGACAUCAUUUAUUCACGUAGACAGGUAGGCAUAAGCGUAAAAGUUAUGACAUCUAAGAAAGUAUAUAAACAACACGUGGAAAAUUCCAAAGGCACUAGUAUAUAAAAAUUAGAUAAGCUACAGAUAGUACUAGUGUAAUAGUAACGAUAUCACCAUGUAUAUUUGUUAUCGAGCAACUAUAUAAAUCGGUAAAAUCAGCGUCACUGGUUCACUCGCACCCGGAGAUGCAGAAGUUGCUACGAACCGGUAAGUGUACAAUUUCUUCAGAUUAAGAUAGAAUAACGUCAACAAAGAACAAAGAAAAUAUCAGAACAGUGGAUUACAGUGUAAUAAGUCAAUGUAAAAUAUCUAAAAGAUUUUCUCUUUAAAUUCUUAUGGAUUUUUGAGAUGUUUAUGUUGCAAAGAUUAAAACUAGCAUCUUUUAUUUUUGUCGACUUAUAUAAUUCUUGGUAUUAUAGAUAUAUAUGAAGAGACUUUAUAUUGCACUCUGUUUAUAUCAGUAAUAGUCGUGUGGUCUAAUAUCCAAAUUUGAAUUCGAUGAGAUUAUAUUGGUAUAUUAUUUCUAUUGUAUUGUCCGUCUAUUUGCUAAUAUUUGUAAUAGUUAUUACAGCAAUGCAUUCUCCGAUAAUAUUGCUACUGUUCGUUGCCAGCGCAUCGGUUGGCAGCGAAGAUAUUACUAAUAUUGACAAAAGUAUCGAAAUGAAAAUUAAAAAUGGCGUUGUCCAAAUGAAUAUAAUUAAUCGCAUCAUGAUUCUCAAUCUCACGAAAAAUGACGGCGAGAACAUGAUCAACGUCCUUUAUACCAAGACUCCGUUAGGUGUACUGCAGAAUCCCUUCAUAUUCGAUGAGAGUUGUGGUGCUAAUAAAAUCUGCGUGAGAAGCGGCAAGGUCCUACACACCAUCAUUCAAGCCAGCACGAAUAGCGAGAUCGUCGAAGUUAUUCGCAACGUCUCUAAUCCUUCUGCCGAGAUCAUUGACUGUUAUCAGUUCACCGAUGGCACGCAGUGGUUCGGCGGGCCGCAAGUGCGCUAUCAACAUUGGCCUAUUCAACACAUGUACUAUGAUGAAGAACCGUAUCUACCGACGCAUCCUAUGAACAUGGCAUUAGCUGAGCGUUAUUGGCUCUCAGGCAAGGGAGUUUAUCUCUAUGUCAGCGAGAAAAAUUCAUUAUUCAUUGAUCAGAAUAAUUAUAAGGACAAGUACCUAUGCCUGAUCGCCAAGAACAAAGCUCCUUACCGACAUCGAGAGAGUAUCCAGCUCAAUUAUGAGCUGGGUGUUUUCGCGAACCCGAAGUCCGCUCAUGAAUAUAUGGUGACGACUCAUCUGGGUAAACCCAACGGUUAUCCUAACGAGCGGAUGAUCCGGUAUCCCAUAUGGUCCACUUGGGCGAGGUACAAGGCCAAUGUUACCGAGAAGGUAGUGGAGACUUUUGCAGAUGAGAUCAUCGCCAAUAGAUUCAACAACAGCCAGCUUGAGAUCGACGACAACUGGGAGACCUGUUACGGCUCCGCCGUGUUCAAUCCUACCAAAUUCCCCAACGUUACUGCUCUUGUACAACGAUUGAAGAAGAAGGGGUUCCGUGUCACACUCUGGAUACAUCCGUUCAUCAACAAGGACUGCGAACCCGCGUAUUCGACAGCACUGAACAAUUCGUACUUUGUAAAAAGUAUCAACGGACGCGUCCAAAUGCAGUGGUGGCAAGGUCAAAAUGCAGCCGCAAUCGACUUUACAAAUCCGAAAGCAGUUAGCUGGUGGGUAGCACGGCUGAAGCUUCUACAAGAGAGCGGUAUUGACAGCUUCAAGUUCGACGCGGGCGAAGGAUCUUGGUUGCCACAAGUGGCAAGUUUAAACGGUUCGCUCGACUUGCAACCGGGAAUAUAUACGCGUGACUAUGCCAAGGCGCUCUCUGCCAACUUUGAUGACAAUAUCGAGGUACGGGUAGGAUGGCGAACUCAAGAAUUACCGAUAUUCGUCCGCAUGAUCGACAAAGACACCAAGUGGACAUGGAACAACGGUCUGCCCACUUUGAUUACAACGCUGCUGCAAAUGAAUCUGAACGGAUAUGUUCAUGUUCUACCGGACAUGAUCGGCGGCAACGGUUACCUGGAUGGCUCGCUCAACGGCACCGAAUAUCCGUCCAAGGAGUUAUUCAUCAGGUGGCUGCAGGCGAACGUUUUCAUGCCAUCGUUGCAAUAUUCCUUUGUGCCAUGGGAUUUCGACAAUGAAACCAUCACAAUCUGCAGGAAAUACACUGAACUGCAUGCAGAGUAUACGCCGACAAUUUUAAAACAUAUGCAGCAAGCUAUCACCAAUGGCACACCUGUAAAUCCACCUAUUUGGUGGAUCGAUCCAACCAAUAAGGAAGCUCAUAAAAUUAAUGACGAAUAUCUUCUUGGAGAUUCCAUUCUGGUUGCUCCAGUGAUCGAAGAGGGUGCAGUCACUCGCGACAUCUAUUUACCUGCGGGAAUAUGGCUUGAUCCGAAACGAGAAGUGAUCAGUAUCGGACCGAAAUGGUUGAGAAAUUAUUCCGCUCCUUUAGAUAUACUUCCAUAUUUUAUAAGAGCUAAGCCAGUUAUAACACACAGCGCUAAUUAAUUAAAGUUUCACUUACAAAAUAUUUAUUUGUACAAUUGUAUAUAAAUCGUAGCUAUAUCAUAGUAUUUUUAUCUCUAUAAAUCACGAGAACAUUCCAUUUCUAUAAAGAUAUAUCGCCAGAUAUGUAAAAUUUCUAAUUGAUUUUGUUUGUCGUCAUUCUGACAUCGAAAUAGAUUCAUUACUUGCUUACCAGUAAAGAUCGUAUCUCUGUGUCAAGCUUUUUAAUUACUACGUCAUCCGAUGAGUAACUUCCGGUCCUUAAGAGAGAUUCACGUUCUUCUCUUAGUGCUUGCAAUCGUUCGUUGUAUUCAUCCGGUUUGCCAGAUAUGGUUUUAUUAUCAUUAUAAGAAAUUUUAGGGUAAAUCUUGUUGAUUGACGCAGAGACUUCACUAUAGGUUUCUUUUGGAGUGAAAUAUUGCUUAGGCUUCAUUACAUCAAUCUCCUUUUGCAGUUCGUUCAAUAGGAUUUGAUCAUUGGUCAAGGCUCUUGUAUCUGUAGAUAAAAUUUCUGCAAAGCUGCACACGGAAAAAUGUGAAAUUUAUAAGUCAUAUAGAGAUAUUAUACUUACUAAAUUUAAAUACAAAGCAUCCUUGUCCGACUUUUUAUCGAUUAUAUUUAAAUGGAAUGGCAUUAUUUAGUCAAAUUGGGAGUUCUGAUUUACAAUGAAACUUUAACUAGAAUAGAUAUCAUUAAAACAACGCUGUUAAAACAAUACAUACUCCACGUUUUUCAGUUC
This is a messenger RNA of Harpegnathos saltator (Jerdon's jumping ant), 3798 nucleotides long. Its product is annotated as target of brain insulin. NCBI's taxonomy places the organism in Eukaryota, Metazoa, Arthropoda, Insecta, Hymenoptera, Formicidae. The coding region runs from base 1005 to 3062 and encodes 685 amino acids. The record is from RefSeq and is a predicted model, not a curated record. Gene Ontology annotation, molecular function: hydrolase activity, hydrolyzing O-glycosyl compounds. Gene Ontology annotation, biological process: carbohydrate metabolic process. The transcript is spliced from 5 exons.